This is a messenger RNA of Papaver somniferum (opium poppy), 1986 nucleotides long. RefSeq lists its product as uncharacterized. The record is from RefSeq and is a predicted model, not a curated record. Gene Ontology annotation, biological process: alternative mRNA splicing, via spliceosome. Gene Ontology annotation, molecular function: protein binding; ribonucleoprotein complex binding. Gene Ontology annotation, cellular component: cytoplasm; nuclear body. The coding region runs from base 140 to 1720 and encodes 526 amino acids. NCBI's taxonomy places the organism in Eukaryota, Viridiplantae, Streptophyta, Magnoliopsida, Ranunculales, Papaveraceae. The transcript is spliced from 13 exons.
UGUUCAAUACGGGUGUGGAAAUAACGUUCUCUGAGCUUCCCGGUCCCCUCUUUAAUCAUAUUUGCAACAGAACCAGUUUUAGGGCCCCAAAAUAAUCCCACACUCGCAGCAGCAAAUUUUCAUUGAAGUUUUGUAGGUAAUGGGUUCAGAACUAGAAACCCUAACUCAAAUUGGCGGAGAAACAAAUCAGCUUCAGAAAAGACAGAAAAUUGAACCAAAUCCAGAAACCCUAGUAUCACAUAAUGAAUACCAGCCUCAGAAUCUACCAAUACAAAAUUCAGACCACGUUUAUUCUCAGAGUUCUAGGUAUGUAGGAUUUCAUGGACAAGAUCAUAAUACGAAUGCCAUUGAAAUUGCUGCUCAGGAUGCUGUUCUUCGUGAACAGGAAUUGGCUACACAACAAAUCAUACAUACUCAAAGAGAAGCAAGAGGUGGUGGAGAUGAUGCUGUAGAAGCUGACAGGGACAUUCUUUCAGGAAGAUAUGACUCAACUGCUAUAAAGGGGCAUCUGUUGAGAAUGACUACCGAUCAUCGUGCAGAAAUUGCUUCUAAACGUGGAAAUUCUGGGUUGCAUGAAAAAGGCAACAAUGAAAUUGGAAAUGGAUAUGGUACUCCAGGUGGAAGUGCUUACUAUGGUGCCUCAAGGCCUUCUACUACCACGUCCAGUAUGCUCCAAAUAUCUGUUUCCUUAGUUCAUGAAUUGUCAUUUGUAGUAGAUCAGGAGAAAGACUUGGAGUCAAAGGAUUCAACAAAGGAGUUGCCUGAAUAUUUGAAGCAAAGGCUGAAGGCCAGGGGAAUUCUUAAAGCGGACACAGGAAAAGGGAGUUCUGUAGCUACUCCAAAUAAGUUGGACAUACAGCCAAAUCAAGCCACUGCUGUGACAAGGUUGCCACCUGGAUGGGUUGAGGCGAAGGACCCAGCAUCCGGUUCGUCAUAUUACUAUCACGAAAGUACUGGGAAAACCCAAUGGGAGAUUCCUUCUGAGAAUUUUGGUAGUGCACAACCUCCAUAUUUACCUCCACAACAAGAUUGGAUUGAAACAUUGGAUGAAACAUCAGGUUGCAAAUACUAUUUCAAUACAAAAACACAUGUAUCACAAUGGGAAGUCCCAGAAUCACUAAAGAAGGUUCCCUUGCAGCACAAUAACGAGACGGCUUCUAGGAAUACAGUCAACAAUAAUGGGUCAAGCUCAUCCUUCAUGCAAAUUAAAUGCAUGGGAUGUGGUGGAUGGGGAUUGGGUCUUGUCCAAGCUUGGGGGUACUGCAAUCAUUGCACCAGGGUUCUCAAUCUUCCUUAUCAGCAGCACUUCCCCAAUUAUAAUAGUCAACAUCCAUUCAGCAGUACUGCAAAUAACAGAGAAGACUCGAACAAGAUAGUAUCAAAUGAUAGGCCCAGUUCAAAACCCCCUGUGGGCAAGGGUAUCAAAAGUUUCAACAAGAAGCGAACACAAACUGAGGAUGAUGAGUUGGAUCCUAUGGAUCCAAGUGCUUAUUCUGACGCACCACGUGGUGGCUGGGUUGUCGGUCUGAAGGGAGUACAACCACGAGCUGCAGAUACCACUGCAACAGGUCCUUUGUUUCAACAACGACCAUAUCCAUCUCCCGGUGCUGUUCUGCGCAAGAAUGCUGAAGUUGCUGCACAAACAAAGAAACCGGGCUCUCAGUUUGCUCCUAUAUCCAAGAGGGGCGAUGGAAGUGAUGGACUUGGUGAUGCAGACUAAAGCCAGUGACGGAGCCCCGUAGGAUGCACCCAUUUUAAUAAUAUUUUGUUACAUGGUGUCGAUGUUUAUAAUAAUGUCUUUUCUUUUCUUUUCUUUCUAUGUUAUGGUUGAUACACCUUAAGGAAAGCAAUGCCGAAAGAAAGAUGUCAAAAGUGGUGUACUGGAAAAUUUUUCCUGCAAUCACCAAGGGUUGAUUAGAUUAAUUUAGUUCUACCACAAGGCGGUGUUAUCUUGUGCUUAUUUAUUUUAUCUCGAUUUCCGUGUUC